Exaiptasia diaphana is the source of this 3195-nucleotide messenger RNA. RefSeq lists its product as uncharacterized. The record is from RefSeq and is a predicted model, not a curated record. Gene Ontology annotation, biological process: oligosaccharide metabolic process; protein N-linked glycosylation. Gene Ontology annotation, molecular function: Glc3Man9GlcNAc2 oligosaccharide glucosidase activity. Lineage: Eukaryota; Metazoa; Cnidaria; Anthozoa; Actiniaria; Aiptasiidae. The coding region runs from base 131 to 2896 and encodes 921 amino acids. The transcript is spliced from 12 exons. Gene Ontology annotation, cellular component: endoplasmic reticulum membrane.
UUUCAAGUUCAUUGUUUAUAUAUCCUUCAGGUUCAAAACGUGGUUACUUUCUCGCGUGCUCACCUAGGUGUAACAAAUGUAACAAAUUGCCUCCGAGACUAAAGAGUUGCUUGCUCGUUCUCAUUAAACCAUGUUUUCACGAUCUUCACUUAGGCAUCAGCAAUCGUCACUUAUCUUAGAGCACGAUACUGAAGAAACAAAGAGACUCGAAGAAGCCCGGCUUGGAAAGAAGGAUUGGAGACGUUGGGGACCUUAUUUGGGAGAAAGACAGUGGGGAACAGUGCGAGAGGACUAUUCUGAGGAUGGCAAAAGCUGGGAGUAUUUUAAUCAUGACCAAGCCAGAUCAAGGGCUUACCGGUGGGGAGAGGAUGGUCUUCUUGGGUUCACAGACGAUGUAUGCCAUCUGUGCUUUGGACUGGCUUUGUGGAAUGAAAAAGAUCCCAUUUUGAAAGAAAGAUUUUUUGGAUUGUCCCCAAAAGAAGGUAACCAUGGUGAGGAUGUGAAAGAGUGCUACUAUUACCUUGAUUCUACACCUACUCACUCGUACAUGAAAGCACUGUACAAAUAUCCACAGAACCAAUACCCUUAUCAAUGGCUGGUGGAAGAAAACCAGAGAAGAUCAAGACAUGAACCUGAGUUUGAACUUAUGGACACUGGGGUGUUUAAUGACAAUCGUUACUGGGACAUUGAUAUCGAGUAUGCCAAAAGCACUCCUAACGACAUCCUAAUCAACAUUGUCGUCACAAACCGUGGACCUGACACAGCAAGGAUACAUGUUUUACCAACUUUAUGGUACAGAAACACAUGGAUAUGGGGCUGUAAACAUGAUGGCUGGACUGGUAAACCUGGAAUAGUACAGACAAGUCCAGGAUCUGCUGAAUGCUUUCAUGAAGGAUAUGGUAGAUUCAUGUUUGUUGCUGAUAACGGUCCUGAUAAUAAAGAGCCAUCAAUGAUGUUAACAGAAAACGAAACCAACACUUGGCAUUUAUUCAAUGGAUGUCCUAACUACACACGGUAUGUGAAAGACGCGUUCCAUCGCUACGUCAUCAAUGGCGAGGAGAAUGCCAUCAGUCAACAGAAACGAGGAACCAAAAUGGCCGUACAUUACAUCCUUGAAAUUCCACCAUGUGGACAUGAAGUCAUUCAAUGUCGGUUGAUGGCAGAAGAUGAGGUUGUAUCUACCCCAUUUUCGGAAAGAUCAUUUGGCUCAGUCUUGGCAAAACGAAGGAAAGAAGCGGAUAACUUUUUUAAGUUUGUCAUUCCAGAAUCUUUCAGUCCAAAAGAGCGCACAAUCUGUCGCCAAUCGUAUGCAAACUUGCUUUGGAAUAAACUGUUUUAUAACUACAUUGUACGAGACUGGUUGGAAGGCGAUGAAGAUAUGCCUACACCUCCCUUCAGUAGAUUACAUGGCAGGAAUUCAGGCCUUGAAUGGGGAAGCUUUCAUAGUCGUGAUAUCGUGUGUGUACCUGAUAAGUGGGAAUAUCCCACGUUUUCAUUGUGCGACCUCUCUCAAAACAUGCUUGCUAUGGCCAAAGUUGAUCCAGAUUUUGCUAAGAACCAGUUGCUUUUAAUGCUACACGAACGGUUCAUGACUGCUAACGGUCAGGCACCUGAUAGCGAGUCUAAUCUGGACGCCGUCCAUCCACCCCUGAUUGCCCUGGUCUGCCAUCGAGUAUACACGAUGACUGGCAGAAAAGGACAUCGCGACUUGUCGUUUUUGACCAGAUGUUUUCACAAACUGCUUGUUAACUUUACUUGGUGGUGCAAUCGAAAAGAUGACUUUGGUAAAACCAUAUUUGGUGGAGGCUUGGUUGGAYCAACCCUUGCAUCAUGUUCUGGGUCUUCAUUAGAAGGCAAGGUUCUUGAAGGAAGUAAACAGCUUGUUGUUCAGGUGGAUGGGCCGCUAUGGAUGGCUUUCUACUGUUUAAGAAUGUUAGAGAUGGCGCUCGACCUCGCCUUGUGYGAUCCAUCAUAUGAAGACAUGGCUUGCAAGUUCUUGGAACAUUUCAUUCAAAUCUCCGACAGCAUAAAUGGAGUUGGAGGAAGCUUUAACCUGUGGGAUGCGGAGGAAGGUUUCUUCUACAAUCACGUGCUCGUUAAUACGUUUGACGAAUCAAAAAGGGCAUUGCGCACGCGUUGUAAGUCGGGACUUAUUCCAUUGGUGUGUUGCGUUGUCGUUGAAGAUGAACACAUCGAAAAACUACCUGAAUUUAGAAAACGGUUCGAGUGGAUCAUGCAGAACAAAAUCACAACCAGGGUGUCGUUCAUGGAUCCAUCCAGUGAAAGUCAGCGUCAUCGCUUGCUGUCUCUUCUAUCACGAGGAACUCUGACAAGAUUCUUACAAUACAUUCUCAACGAGGAAGAGUUCCUAUCUCCAUUUGGUAUCCGUUCUCUAUCCCGAUAUCAUCAAGACAAUCCUGUUCAGGCKAAAUGCACAGUACCACCAAAAGAGAAUCCUGAGGAAAGGAGGGAAGUGACAUGGUUCGAGGCUCGUUACAAUCCUGAGGAGUCAGCGACAAACACCAAUCACCAAGGACCUGUCAUAAUGCUUAUGAAUUACAUGAUCAUAGAUGCACUCGAAAAGUACGACUUUUUUUACGGYGAUACUUUCAAGGUUGAUUUCCCAUCAUUCUCUGGGARCCGCAUGCGUCUUGGUGACAUUGCCAUGGAACUAUCUCACCGUCUGACGUCGCUGUUUCUUCCUAAUGAGCAUGGCCGUCGACCUUGUCAUGGCGGUAACGAGAAGUACGCUUACGACGUGUACUGGAAUCAGUUAUUGCAGUCAUAUGAGUAUUUUAAUGCAGAMAGUGGUCUUGGUUAUGGAGCCAGCCAUUAUGUUGGCAGUUCCAUCCUUGCAUCUCUUCUGCUUUACAAGCUAAACUCAACGAGCACGUAAAACUCCAAGACCAGCAUUCUUCAUCAAAUUCUGAAUGAAUUUACACACAAGAUGUGGAAUGYCUCCAUCCAGCACGUGCUGUCGYUAUGACGUAAAACAGUUAUAGUAUAAACGAGUAGUUUAUUGAAUAAAUGAAUAGAGAUUAAGUCGAAUUAAGAUACAGAGAAAAUAAUGUUGGAAAAACGAUAUUUUAUCUUAAUAACGACGAUUUAAAGUUCUUAUCUUUGAUGAUUUAAAAGACGUGUAUUACAGGACGUUUUAUAAUUUUUUUUUUAUAAAAUAAACAGGUUUUUAUCUUA